AUGAAAGCAAAACUGAGGACCAGCAAGUCGUUAGAGUUUCUUGACAAGACGGUGACUAGAGACGAAAAGGGCCGUUACAGUGUUUUGUGGCCUUGGCGAGCACAAACCCCGCACUUUUCAGACAACUUCGGUUUAUGUUUGGGACGCUUAAAAUGGAAAAUACUUGGUCGACUAAGUAGUAAAAAAGAGAAAAUACGUGAUGUUAAAGGUGGACAAAUAAAAGUUUUUUAUUUUGAAUUGACUAACGAUACGGGGCAUACAAUGCAGAUAGUGGCGUUUAACGGUGAGGCCGAAAAAUACUACAACGAAAUCAAACUUGGAAAGAUGUAUUAUGUUGGUGGAAGCAAAAUGAAGAACUGUGACAAAAGCUUCAAUACAACAAACCAUGACUAUGAAAUUUGGCUGAAAUGGUCAUCACAGCCGUACUUUUUAACUAAAUUAAAAGUAACCGCUAGAGGUACAAUCUCCCCGUCCAUCCCGUAUAACUUGAAUUUUGGAAAUCUAAAUCUAAAUACCGCAAAUGACGAUUCCGCAGAACUUGAAUUGAUUAAAUGUAGUAGCACUACACUGUAUAUAUAUUUUCCAUCCGAUAAAUUGUCUGAACCUCAUUUCUCUCCGUGCUGUUUUGUUGUCAAUACACUUCCAUCGUACAGGUCUGCUACUUUGGUUGGACAUUGGGUAUGCUUUUAUUUGGAAUCUCCUAAUGUGGCAUAUUACUUCGACAGUCUUGCUCAGGCAGAAAAAUACGAUUUGAGAAAAUUUUUGUCAGAAUAUAAAUGUGUUUAUGAAAUUGCUCAUGCACUUCAGUCUGACGUUACUGAUAACUGUGAAUGUUAA
Enterobius vermicularis (human pinworm) is the source of this 837-nucleotide messenger RNA. NCBI's taxonomy places the organism in Eukaryota, Metazoa, Nematoda, Chromadorea, Rhabditida, Oxyuridae. The record is from the annotation of a GenBank genome assembly.